CUCCAUCUUGCCGGCCAUUUGCAGACGAUUGAACCGCCAUACUGGAUUUCACUUAAAUGACCCCGCGCCAUAUUGGAGUGGGGCCAAAAGAUUAAAAUAAUUAAGCUAUGAGCAAAGUCUCAUUUCGAGCUCGACAAAUAGAUUUUAACAAACCCUUACCUAUUCUGAAGCAUGGUUCUGAAUUAUUCCUUGAAAUCAGUGAAAAUGCACUGGUCAAUCGUGGCGUUCCACAGAUUCCCAGCGGGAUGGAGAAAGAGGAGGAAAAUGUAAUAAAAUUUAGGCUUUUAUGUAGUAAUACGAUGAGAAGUGGUUCGUGAACUAAUGUCGUUUUUUAACUUUCCCCACCAGGAACAUCACUUUCUGGAGGUUAUUCAGGCCUUGCAACUCCGUACAGACUCAGAUGUUAAAAUACCUGUCCCCGAGAUAAUUGACAAAGAGAAUGAUUAUAAGAGGGUUUACCCAGACAGCUUUAGUCUACCAAAACAGCUCUUACAUAUCAGAACAAUCGUGUUCUCGGAAGAAGAACCAAUUGAAUAUGAUAUGGAUAGUGAAGAUGAAGAGUGGUUCCAAAAAAGUGAUCUGGGUAUUACUCCUGAGAAAUUUGAGUCUAUGAUCGACCGGCUUGAGCGUGGUUGUGGUCAAAAGGUAAUGAAUUUGGAAGAAGCUAAGUACCUUCUUCAAGACCACCCAUCCCUAGUUAUCGCUGUUUAUGAUUAUUGGCUUAAUAAGCGUGUUCAGUCAAGGCAACCUCUCCUUUACGCUGUUCGACAAGAGCGACGUGACGGUGGUAGUAACACGGAUCCAUAUGUGGCGUUCCGAAGACGGAGUGAAAAGAUGCAAACCCGUAAAAACCGAAAAAGUGAUGAGCAGUCGUACGAAAGGAUGUUGAUCUUGAGAGAACAAAUGGAUUCUCUAGGGGAGAUACUCGGUCGACUUGUCAAACGUGAAGCUACAAAGGAAGCAAUUGUUAACUGUGAUUACAGAUGCUUUCAGCUUAGAUGUAAGCUAUGCGACUGGGAAGGCUCAAGUCUCGUAGAAGCCGAAGCUUUAGUGCGGAACCAUCACGAGGAUGAAGGUGUAGUAACUAUGAAGUCUUUGAAAGACAACAAAAGACGUCCUAAUCGCAAGCGCAAACUGGUCAAGAGGUUCAGCAAUCUUCCAAACCCCACAAGUUCCGACGAGGCUUCUGACAAUGAUGAUGAUGAGGAUCAAAGUGGACCAUUCUCUUUUGUUAGAACUCCUGGUUGCCGAUAUUUGAAGCCAAGGUCAUUGCUAGAAGAGUGUUCCACACUUUCCAGUCUCCAUCCUUCCAGCUCACCUUAUUCCUGCUAUACAUUAGCAACAAUUCCACGACUGUGUCAUACAAAGCAUCUUACCUACACCGGCUAUAUAAGGCGUCGCCUUGGUCGUGGCGGUCGAAUAAUAUGUGAUCGCGUUGCAGCCCCCUCGCAACUUUCUGCUUAUCUCCAGUCCUAUGAUGCGAAUUUGAGAUCUAGUGGUUCAGCUAGUCCAAGUCUUAUACCGUCAAACUUUUGCUGGCGACAGUCACAAACAAAAGAUGUUGCUUUGUUUAAUAGACUAAAGACUUCUAUUUUCAGUUCGCAUCGUAAGCAUCCUUCAUUCUCCUGGCCUGUUUCUGAAACUAUCUUCCCACCAAUACCCUUCGAACCUAUACUUAUUGAAUCUAAAGGUUCCAUGGAUCAUCGUUCCUCUCCCAUUUUCUACUCGAAGACGGAUUGUCCAACAACUUCGAGGAAGCAUCCAGAUGAUGUGACCAUAGAUGAAGUUGCUGUGGACGCGGGACGUGAGUUAAAUGAUGUUCCGAAUGACGGUUUGUUGGUUCAGGAAAAACAUUCUCCCUUGCACCCUCAGAACGAUCUAACGCCAAAGAAAUCAGUUAAUGUAUCGUCCGCGGUUAUGAUUCCCAUCACGAAUCCAAAUAUGUGUCAAGCUUCCCAGGCCAUAUUGGUGCCGAAGCCUAGCAAUAGUUUGGUAUCAACUCAUCGCCUGUGGCGAAAGCUGGCAAGGCCAUACGGUGUUACACUUCAGCCUUCUGAGUUUCCCAGGUCCCACAGUGUUGAUGUUUCUUUCAGUAAUUCUAAUGGUAACGGCCUUUCUUCGACGGACAAUAAAAUGUUGCUGACGGAUCCUUCAGUCUUGCCACCACCUAAAGUACUCUGUUUAACUCGUGACUGUGGGUCUAGGGAUUCAAAAGUUCCUGGUCCUCAGCUGCAUGUUACGAAUGGAGUGAGCCCAACACAGAUUUUUCAGCUUCCAACUUAAUCUUCCGAACUUUGCAAUAUGGAAGUUGUCUUUUUUAUAGUUCAUUGUUAGCAUUUAACUAAACUCUUCUCAAGUAUUACCUCAUUAUACCUUUUGUGAACAGUUUAUUUGCAAUCCCAGUGGUAUGAUCUUGUAGCUUUUGUAAAGCUUAUUAUUAUUGCGCUUUUGCGCUUCAGUUGUACAUAGGGGCCUUUACGGCCACCCCCUUUCAUUUUCCCUGUACACUUUCCCCUUCGCUCCAACGAGCUUGUACAUUUUAUUGGCGCAUAGCGUCGUAUGUCAAUUGAAUCAAUGCAUAAUCUGAAUGAAUUGUUUUCUUUUUUAUGUAGUUGUGAUAAAUUUUUUUGUACCUUGGUACUUUGUUGUUUUAUCGAAAUAAGGGUUAAUGUAUAUUUCUAAAGAUGAAUACCAAUUUUACUGGUUAACAAGUUAAAUGUACCCCCCUGAAUAUGGUUAACCAGCCAAAGUGUAAGAGGUCGGAUCCAAUAUAGGCUAUGUAGUUUUUCACGUCCAAUUGUUUGUUAGCUUGUUGGACUCGUAAGUCAAAAAUGGAGAAUGAAUCUCUCACUAACCUGUGGGUGUUCUUGUAAAUUUACUGAGUGCGAGUUGUCAGCUUUUGUACGUGUUAAGUCCUUGUUUUCUGAGGUUACGUGCUUCAAGCGACCAUCAUGUUUGGUCACAUGGACGCAAGCACCUAGAGCUUCUUCGAAGUCGUCGACACGUAUUAAUGAUAAGCAAACUUACGAUAUGCCAUGAAGUGGUGCUUACUAAGACUGGUGUUCUGUAGUCACCUUGUCUUUGUGGUUUUGCGUUGUGUCUGUACAGUUAUUUGUCGAUAAGCAAGGAUAUGUUUGAUUUGUUGGUAUACUUAGUCGCCCAAUUGUUCGUCAUCUUGCUUCUGAUGCGUGUCGUCCUAUUUACGCUACCGAAAUGUCCUGCUUCGGAAAAUUUCCGUAAAUUCAGCAGUUUUGCCACUGGAAGUAAAAUGAUAGUACUCCAAAUUUUGGUCAUUGUGUACGUUGCUGAAUCAGGGUACUAACGUUCUGUAAGAAAUCAAUGUCUGCCUUAAAAAUGUAUUGCUACAAUAAGAGCUUACAACGAAAGCUAGAUAAUGAAGACAUUAUUAUCCCUUCUGAGUGUUUUGGUGCAAUUUGUCUCGAAACGUAGGUCGUAAGAAUAGAAAGUCUAUGAGUACUUAGUUGACUUGAGGUCAGUCAGUAACAACGUA
Messenger RNA from Schistosoma mattheei, 3511 nucleotides. Lineage: Eukaryota; Metazoa; Platyhelminthes; Trematoda; Strigeidida; Schistosomatidae. The record is from the annotation of a GenBank genome assembly.